Messenger RNA from Bacillus rossius redtenbacheri, 4794 nucleotides. RefSeq names its product serine/threonine-protein phosphatase 2A regulatory subunit B'' subunit beta-like. Gene Ontology annotation, biological process: protein dephosphorylation. The transcript is spliced from 12 exons. Gene Ontology annotation, cellular component: protein phosphatase type 2A complex. The record is from RefSeq and is a predicted model, not a curated record. The coding region runs from base 228 to 2744 and encodes 838 amino acids. Lineage: Eukaryota; Metazoa; Arthropoda; Insecta; Phasmatodea; Bacillidae. Gene Ontology annotation, molecular function: protein phosphatase regulator activity; calcium ion binding.
UUGACCCUGCACGUGUGAGCGCGUACGUCCCGCGGCGGAACGAACGUGCCCGUGUGUUCGUUCCGCGCGCGCGCGGGCGUCGCUGGUGCGCGUGAGUGCGUGAUCUCGCGAUCUGGGCGCGCGCAGAUGUCUGCCCGUGGACCCCGGCAGACACGCUGAGCUCAUCCGGAGUUGGAGGCGGCUUGCGGCGGGACAGACGCGGGCCCCCGGAGACCGGCCAUGGCGCCAUGAGCGCCGCCCCGCCGCAGCAGCGUCUGGCGGCCUCCGUGACGCGCUACCUGCCCGCCGUGGUGGACCCGCGGCCCGCGCGCGCCGUGCACUGCCCCGACCUCAACGCCUGCCUCGUCAACGAGGGCCGCGCCCAGCGCGUCGACUGCCGCGCCGUGCACUUCGGCUACGCCAUCCCGGUGACCGUGGUGCCGCUGCGCGACCGCCCGCACCUGGCGGAGCUGGUGCUGGACCCCGAGCCGCCGCUGUCGCCCGCCGCCGCGCGCUACCUGCUGCGCCACCACCCGCAGCUCAAGCCCAUGGCGGCGGCCGCCGGGGGCCGGCGCGCGCGGCCCGAGGACGACAUCGCCGCCAUCGCGCAGCAGAUCUCGGACCACGCCGAGGCCAUCUACCAGACGUGGAAGGCGCGCGGCCUCGCGCCCGCCGAGAUCCUCAAGUGCCACGGCGGCGCCGCAGCCGCGGAGCGCUUCGCCCCGGCGCUCAAGCCCCGCGCGCCCCUCGACCUGACCUUGGACGCCGACAACCUGGAGCGCCUCGUCAGCACCUUCGUGUCGGAGGACAAGGCGCGCCUGGCGGCCCGGCGCCGCUCGCCGCCGCCCUCCAUCCAGCUCGCGCGCCAGCCGUCGCGCAUCCCGCAGCCCACGGCCACGUGGCCGCUCAAGAACCGGCUGGCGGGCGGCAAGGCGGCGCGCAACAGCGCCGAGUGCCUGGACGAGGUGGCGCGCGAGGAGCGACGCCUCAUCGACGCGCUCAAGACCGGGGUCAUCAUCGCGGACGAGCGCGGCAGGAAGACCCCCGCCAGGACGCGCAGGAAGGAGCCGGAGGCGGGCCGCACCGUGCCGCGCCCGGAGCUGACCAGCCUGCAGCGCCAGCACCUGCAGGGGGCGGGGGCCAACCCCGUGCGGCCGUUCCUGACGCGCGGCUCCGUGGCGGAGCGCGUGCUCAUCUUCGAGAAGUGCCCCACGGAGCUGCUGGACAAGCGGCGCAGCCUGGGCGCCUCCGCCGCGGCCAAGCCCCAGACGUACUCCCGCGACAAGGAGAACCAGGGUCCCGGGCGCCUGCCGCCCAGCACCACUCUCCAGAGACACGUCAAGGCCAACAGGAAUGUGCACAUUCCCAGGUUCCACUUCCCGCAGGGCAAGCCGUGCUCGGAGGCGCUGCUGGAGGCGUCGCUGGAGCGCGUGUCCGCCGUGUUCCAGCAGUUCCCGAGCCAGCAGGCGCCGCGCGACCAGUUCGGCCUCGUCGCCAAGGCCUGUGAGUGCCCGCUGUACUGGAAGAUCCCACUCUUCACCGCGGCUGGAGGGGAGAAGCUGGGAUACGUCGAGGCCAGCACCUUCCUGGACUUCUGGAGAAAGGUGCUGGGCUCGUGCCACGACCAGGCGUCCAGGUUCGUGCGCGUGCUGACCAGGGGCCAGCGCGACCACCUGCUGCCGGACGACCUGAUGCCGCUGGUGCAGGACGUGGUGGACACCCACCCGGGCCUCACCUUCCUCAAGGAGGCCACGGAGUUCCACUCGCGAUACGUGCACACGGUGAUUGCGCGCAUCUUCUACUGCGUGAACCGGUCGUGGAGCGGGCGCGUCACGGUGCCGGAGGUGAGGCGCUCCAACCUGAUGCGCGUGGUGCAGCUCUUGGAGCAGGAGGAGGACAUCAACCAGGUGACGGCCUACUUCAGCUACGAGCACUUCUACGUCAUCUACUGCAAGUUCUGGGAGCUGGACCGCGACCACGACCUCUUCAUCGACCGGGCGGACCUGCAGCGCCACAGCGACCACGCUCUGUCCACGCGCAUCAUUGACCGCAUCUUCUCAGGGGCGGUGACGCGCGGCUCGCGCCAGCACCCCGACAAGAUGAGCUACACGGAGUUCGUGUGGUUCCUGCUGUCCGAGGAGGACAAGCAGCACCCCACUGCCAUAGAAUACUGGUUCCGGUGCAUGGACCUGGACGGGGACGGCUACCUGUCCAUGUACGAGCUGGAGUACUUCUACGAGGAGCAGCUCCAGAGGAUGGAGGCCAUCGGCAUCGAGACGCUGCCCUUCGAGGACUGCUUGUGCCAGAUGCUGGACAUGAUCCGCCCCGUGGUCCCGGGCAAGAUAUCGCUGAGCGACCUGAAGCGCUGCAAGAUGACGCCCAUCUUCUUCGACACCUUCUUCAACCUGGAGAAGUACCUGGACCACGAGCAGCGCGACCCGUUCGCGUCCCAGCGCGACCAUGACACGGACGGGCAGGAGCUGUCCGAUUGGGACCGGUUCGCGGCGGAGGAGUACGAGCUGCUGGUGGCGGAGGAGGGCGGAGCAGACCAGCAGGACGACAUGAUGUACGAAGAUGACACGGAAGGCGAAGACGUCCUCUCCCCCAACCUAGACAACAUUGUUACCAACAACAACCACCCUGCGGUGAAAGCCGUCAUGGUUAAUGGAACCUGGAAAAGCCCAAGUUUCAAAGUCACGGACUUCGACGUGGAAGAUGAAGACUAUGCGGACUAUGCAGCAGACAGCGACGACUGCUCCGUGUGACGAUCCAUGAUACACGCAUGUCUUUGUUCGGAUACGUGCUACACACUUGAUGACAGUGCUGAAAACCUCAGAGACACAAGAAAUAAUUGGUGACAAUUUUUGAGGAAAAGCGAAGUAUUAGUUUUGUGUGAGUUGUUAACACUUCAGUGUGCAAGUUAUUAGACGAGCAUUUUUAAGAACCUUUUUUUUUCUAACUCAAUGACUUAAUGUUUGUUCACUGUUAUUUGAGAAUGGUUGAGACUAUUUCUUUUAAUUUUUGUGAGAAGACAUUUACAUGAACUGUGUGAAAUACAUGCACCUGGGUGCAUUCAAGGAUAAAAUGCAUGUUGUGCCUUGCACAUUAGUGCAUUUUAUAUAUAACAGACUCAACAUUCAAUUAUCGAGUAAUUCUCUAGCAUUUGUAAAACAUUUACAUGUGAGUCAAGUCUAAAAGAAAAGAAAAACAUUUUGUAUUUCAGAGCAACUUGCGAUGCCUGUUAUGAUAUUCCUGAAAACGUGUGUUAACAUAUUUAGCAAUUAAUCAUGUACAUAGCAAUCUCCUUUUAAAUGUUGUUUAUAAAGUUCUAUCAAAGUGUUAUCUCUGACAGCAACUUAAUGACACAAAUAUGAUUCAGUUAAGUUUUUUUUUGUUUGGCAGAAUGCGUUUAGUAGCAUCAACGACACAGUCUAUUGAAUGCACAGAAAUAAUCCAUUAAAAGUUAAUGAUCAAGACACAUUAAACACUAUUAUUUUACAGACACCAGAUGCAACCACAACCUGGAAAUAAACUCCUAAUGACACAAUAUGAGCACCAACACUGUGCCUUCUCUAUCAUGCGAGUUGACACUAGACUCCAACCAACACUUACAGAUUUGCAAAAGAAAAUACGCCUGUAAACAUAUAUAACACACAGAAUCUGUAAAGACUAAUGGGCUGAACACCAGUCUGUGUUCAUUUCAAAUGUAAUUUUACAUUUCUCUUUUGACUAUUGAGUACUCUUUAUAUACAUAUGCCUUAUUGCCAGUACAAUCCACACCAGAACACAUUUUACUGACGCAUUGGAUCUCAUCUAGUCUGAAAAUAAAUGUGUUCUUAAAGGACUUCAUAGCAAAUAACCAGAACUUAACCAAUGGGCGACUAAGAACAUCUACAUGAUCACCUAUUCCUUAGCUGCAUUUGUCUGUAUUAAAUCUGCUAUGGGCUAUAAAAUGCAUACACAUAACAAAACUUAGCUUGCAACAUUUUUGGCAACUAAACUAGGGGAAUACAAUUCCAGAGGCACUAUUGCCAUGUCUAUAGCUGAAUUUGAUAUUAAAAGGGUGUUUAGUUAAAAAAAGAAAUACUAUGUUAGCAGUGGAAAUCAAAGCUACAUAUUUUAACCAUUCUGAAGGAAAUCAAGAUUUUUUUUUGUCAGAUAUUCCAGCAAAGAAAACUAACAAGCUAACUGAAAUGUCCACAAAUCAAUUAACUCACACUAAUCCCUUUAUAAGACUAGGACAAGGAACUGCGAAUGACAUUUACCCUCAGUGAUUUGACAUUUCAAGUUCUUAAACUUCUCAUGUUUAUGGAUAGAAAAUGAAGUUUUAUCAAAUUCAUGAGCAUUUAUUACAACUUACCAAAGACAAUUCAAUCUACACAUUAAGUGUAAUCAACUUUUAAAUAGUUUAAGUAACCUAACUAGUUCGCUGUUAAAGAUAAAGUUUUUAUGUGAUGCUUUGCACACACGAAGAUAGUUUUAUUUAAAUAUAUGUUAAUUUAGUGUACAAUAUAUACAUGAAAAUUAUAAAUAAAAAAGUCUUUAUGUUAACCAACUACCUGUAGAUGAGCUAUCAUCUUGUAUCGUGAAACAAAAUUCUGCAAACCUUGGAACAGGAUCCAUUUUGAAAAAUAUAAAACUCAUCAUAACUUACGCCUUUGCUAACACCAUCAACUAUUACUGACAUGCCUUAGCACAUCUUGAGCUGCUAAACUGUAAGUAGCCAUCACACACAUCACUCGACAUACAUGAAUGUUUUAUACAUUAAGGCAUGGUCUCACACACUAUGUUGACCACAUCCCCCCCCCCCCCCCC